Molecule: messenger RNA, 1725 nt
Organism: Penicillium diatomitis
Lineage: Eukaryota; Fungi; Ascomycota; Eurotiomycetes; Eurotiales; Aspergillaceae
Product: zinc knuckle domain protein
Exons: 2
Coding region: 1-1725 (574 amino acids)
Molecular function (GO): zinc ion binding; nucleic acid binding
Source: RefSeq, a predicted model, not a curated record
AUGGCGGACUCGGGCGAUGAAGCAGAUUCGCGCACAGCGUCUGUGGGAGUGAUGCGUGCCCGCAAAAAUCAGCCUGUGUCUCGACCUCCGUCCACAGAAAGUUCACGUCCCACGAAAAGGCGGCGCCGCAAUCGAUCCCGCACGUCCGGAGAUGAUCUGGAUGACAUGGUCCCCAAAGGCGCCUCUUUCACUGCGCAUUCUCUAGAGGUCGAUCCAGAUGAGACGUCGAGUUCCGGAUCAGACUCAGAUAGUGAUUCCGACUCUUCGGACUUGUCAGACUCGUCAAGCACGCGGUCCCAAGUGCCCUCGGCCAACCCCCACAUCGGCAGCACAGCACCGGCCAUCAGCUGGAAUCAAGGAAGAAAAGCGGCAGUGCGCACCACACUUGGAAAGCGUAAAGCAGACACCCAAGCGCCAUCUCAAUCAACAUCUCAGCUCGAGUCAACCGCCCAACCGCUAUCGACAGAACAGCCAGAAAUCAAUGAAAAUAAAGGACAGGGCCCAGUGAAGGACAAAUCUUCAAAGCAGUUCAAGGCAGUCAAUGAAGCAUACUGGCGUAGCCGCAGUGCGUCAGUCUCGUCGGGUGGAGAAGGGGACGGGUCGGAGGAGGGUGAGGUGAACACAGGGAGUGAUACAGAUGAUUCAGAGCUGGACUCUGAAGCGGACGAUUCACUGAUGCUCAAUAUCGGGGGGAAAAGUGAUGGGGCGGAUGACACCCAUACAGAGUCGCACAAUGGGACUGGGCAAAUGGAGCCAUCGCGACCUGGAUCCCAGUCAGCUCAGGGCGAGUCCAAGGAAGCCGCAUUUAAGCGGUUCGCCAAGAAAUACCCUACUGCGCCUGUUACCCUCUUGGAUCUGCACCGGGAUGAUAUGGAUCUACAGGCCAAGCUUGUCUAUUGGGAUCGGGAUGUCCAUGCUAUUGACCUGCAACUUCCGGUGGGUUGCCUCGAGUGUCUGCGACCUGGACACAUGGCCGAGGUCUGUCCCACGAAGGAGUGCGUCCAUUGCAACGCAUGGAAUUCACACCCCAGCACACAAUGUCCCACAUGGCGGCGGUGCCAGCGUUGUCGGGCACGAGGUCAUCUGCAGGAUGAUUGUCCCUCAUUACUCAAGGGCUCUGCCGCCGAGGUCCCUUGUGAUUACUGUGGUUCGACAUUACAUAUGGAGUCCGAUUGUCAGCACACAUACAGCCAGCCCACAAGGGAAGCAGUGUUUGAGACAAUCACCGUGUCCAUAUCGUGCGCUCACUGCACCAGUGCUAGCCAUCUCAUUGGCGACUGUCCCCAUCUACCGGUCAGCCUCCAGCAGCGGACCAGGUUCUUCACGCUCAAGGAUGCCGACCCGACUAAAGUCAAUAAUCUCAACGUAUCGGACCUGCCUCGGAAGGCUGCCCCUCCGCCGCCACCAACUGCCUCACGUGGUAAGGGACGGCGCGGUGGCGGUGGUAACAAUAAUAGUGUCCGCUCGCCGCCAUCAAACAGUGAAGAGGAUAUGAUGCCCCGAAAAGGUGCCCGUAAAGGACCCCCGCCGUCUCGUGGACGAGGCCGCGGCUCGAUCAAGUUUGGCAAUAGCACAGCAUUCGAUCAACCACGCGGCAAACCUCCGCCUCCUCCAUCUGGCCGACCCAAAGGCGCGCCCAAUCGCGGUGGUGGUGGUGGUGGUGGCGGUGGGGGAAAUCGCGGUCGAGGCCGUGGCCGUGGAGGGCGCGCUCGGGGAGGGCGAUGA